Messenger RNA from Paracoccidioides lutzii Pb01, 681 nucleotides. RefSeq names its product 40S ribosomal protein S10-A. Gene Ontology annotation, cellular component: cytosolic small ribosomal subunit. The transcript has 5 exons. Bases 1 to 681 code for a protein of 226 amino acids. The record is from RefSeq and is a predicted model, not a curated record. Gene Ontology annotation, molecular function: structural constituent of ribosome; RNA binding.
AUGCUAUAUACUACUUCACGUGCCAUCACCCACUUCGGCAAAGGAAUCCACCGCAUUUUAACUGUUGAAAGGGACUUUGGUGCUCCGGCUCAACCACCCGCAAUCCCUCCAGUUCAACCUCAUCACCGCCCGACUACCCCAUUGUCAAAGCGAUUCCCCGAAUUGCGCCUGGAACUCGCGACAAUGCUGAUCCCCAAAGCUGACCGCAAGAAGAUCCACGAGUACCUCUUCCGUGAGGGCGUGCUCGUGGCCAAGAAGGACUUCAACCUUCCCAAACAUGGCGACAUUGACACCAAGAACCUCUACGUGAUCAAGGCCUGCCAAUCUCUCACCUCGCGUGGCUACCUCAAGACCCGUUUCUCCUGGCAAUACUACUACUACACCCUCACUCCCGAGGGCCUCGACUACCUCCGCGAAUGGCUCCACCUGCCCGCUGAGAUCGUCCCAGCUACCCACAUUAAGCAGCAGCGCUCGCACGCUCCCCCACGCGGCAUGAUGGGCGGCGAGGAGCGCGAGAGACGUCCCGGCGGUCGUGGUGGUCCCCGCGGCGACCGUGGUGAGGGUGGUUACAGACGUCGUGAGCAGGGCGAGGGCAAGGAAGGUGGUGCUCCUGGUGACUUUGCUCCUUCUUUCCGUGGCGGCUUUGGUCGUGGACGUGGUGUUCCUCCCCCAUCUUCUUAA